Thrips palmi is the source of this 859-nucleotide messenger RNA. RefSeq names its product fatty acyl-CoA reductase 1-like. Gene Ontology annotation, cellular component: peroxisome. Gene Ontology annotation, biological process: long-chain fatty-acyl-CoA metabolic process. The transcript has 5 exons. Gene Ontology annotation, molecular function: alcohol-forming very long-chain fatty acyl-CoA reductase (NADP+) activity. The record is from RefSeq and is a predicted model, not a curated record. The annotation marks the transcript as partial. NCBI's taxonomy places the organism in Eukaryota, Metazoa, Arthropoda, Insecta, Thysanoptera, Thripidae.
CUCCUCCAUGGAGAUCCCCGACUUCUACCGGGGCCGCAGCGUGCUGCUGACGGGCGGCACGGGCUUCAUCGGCAAGGCCCUGGUGGAGAAGCUGCUCCGGUGCUGCCCGGAGGUGGAGCGCCUCUACCUGCUGGUGCGCGACAAGGAUGGCGUCAGCGCCGAGAAGCGGCUCAGCCAGCUGCUGGCGCUGCCGGUGUUCGCGGGGUGCCCCAUCGCCAAGGUGACGGCGGUGGCCGGUGACGUGUCCGUCCCCGGACUCGGCCUCAGCGACGAGGACCGCGACGUCCUGGUGUCGCACGUGUCCGUCGUGCUGCACUCGGCGGCCACGAUCAUCUUCACGGAGCCGCUGCCGCUCGCCGUGCUGCUCAACGUGGAGUCGGUGCGCCACGUCGUGCAGCUCGCGCGCGCCAUGAAGCAGCUGGCGGCCUUCGUGCACGUGUCCACAGCGUACAGCAACUGCAACCUGCCCUCGGUGCGCGAGGAGGUGUACCCGCCGCCCGCCGACGUGCACGACAUGAUCCGGAGGGCCAAAGAGGACCCCGACGGCUUGGAGAGGGACGCCACGCAGCUCAUCGGGGACCGGCCCAACACCUACACCUUCACCAAGGCCCUGGCCGAGAGCCUGCUGGUGGAGGAGGCGGCGGACCUGCCGCUUGCGAUCGUCCGGCCUUCUAUCGUCGGCUGGGCGUGGCGCGACCCGAGCCCCGGGUACACGGACAGCGCCAACGGCAUGAUGGGCCCGCUGGUGCUCCUGGCCCAGGGCGUGGUGCGCAGCUCCCUCAUCAAUGUGAACUGCGUGGUCGACCUGGUGCCGGUGGACCUGGUGGUCAACACCGUCCUGGCCGUGGCGUGGCACACG